Messenger RNA from Pediculus humanus corporis (human body louse), 1437 nucleotides. RefSeq lists its product as uncharacterized. Lineage: Eukaryota; Metazoa; Arthropoda; Insecta; Psocodea; Pediculidae. The transcript is spliced from 4 exons. The coding region runs from base 1 to 1437 and encodes 478 amino acids. The record is from RefSeq and is a predicted model, not a curated record.
AUGCCACGUUUAAUUGGUUUAACACUAGGCGGAGGAUUAUUAAUAUUUGCAUCGGUUUUAAGCGAUGCCUUUUUCGAAAGGCCCAGAAGAUCAUCAUCUCAUUUAAUAAACGAUUCUUUCGAUACUAAAAUAUCAUCUCCGUCAAAUUUAUUCGAUUAUAAAUACGGUUGGUCUUUUUUUGCUGCCGGUGCCGCUUUUUUCAUGUCGGAACUUGCUGCCGUUUUAAGCAUAUCCGCUUACAUAAGAAGAUUUCCGACCGUCGAAGAAAUGGUAAGAGUCACCGUGCCUGGAGCCGAAAGAAGACUAAAAGAACGUAAUGGUUUAGCUGGAGAAUAUUUAGUGGAACAUCAAAAUAAAUAUCAAAGACACGAACCAGACACUUCCGGUUCGAAAUGUUAUUCGAAAACGGAAAUAUUAACGAGUAAAUCUCAACACGACAACGAAGGAAUCGAAGGAAUCGAAAAUUCAAUACUUUUUACAAAACCCGCACCUGAUAUAUGCGCAUCGAAUUCAGGUAUGACACCGGAAGACGUGAUAACAUUUACGAAUCCCCCACUGGUAUCGUCUAGCAUAAUAAGCGCACAAGAAGGUACCUACUGUUUAAGAUCAUCCGAACCGCCAUAUUUACUAAACGAAUCAAACACUUUCGCGGUGGAUGGUAAUAGUAUUAUUAAGAAUUCAUCUCUCGCCGGACAAACGGUUCCGAUUGUUUUGAUGAACAGCAGCAGCAGCAGUAGCAACAACCACAACAAUAGAUUUUUAUCAUCAUCUCCUUCUUUCGUUUACGCACCACCACCAAUAAAUAAAAAAGAAAAAUUAAAUUAUAAAAAUUCAAUAACGGAAGAAAAUGGCGCGAGUUGUUGUUUGGGUAAAACCGAACUAAGACAACACGCCGUUAACACACUGCCUUCUAAACGUUUUCAUCGUCAUAAUUGUGUUAGACAACAGCAGACAACAACGGAAACGUCAUCACACAUCGAUAGAGAAUUAUUAACGGGUAAUCAAUUUAUUGAAGUAGAAGAUCGUAGGAUGCCACCACCGCCGAGAAGAUUCGAUUGCGGUUUGUCUCACAUGAGCCCAGAAUUAGAUACGUCAUCAUCAUCGAACGCCGCGUGUACCUAUUUCGAAACAUUUCACAGUGAUAAAUCAUUUAUACAACCGGGUAUAUUGAGGACUCCGUUAGACAUGCCGGGUACGUCGUCGACGACAUCGUCAAGUUCCGGUGGCACGAGUAGCGGAAUGACCGUUACAACCGGAAGUUCGAUAUCGAAUUCAUCGAGAAUGACAAAUUUUCAAACUUCAUCAUCGUCAUCAUCAUCAUCGGAAAAAAAGAAAAAAAAGGGCGUGACGAUAGGAAAUGUAUUUAGUACGUUGGACACGUUUGAAACAAACGCAAGUGAAAAUUUGGAUUUAUUCGAUAGCGGAAGUGCCGUUUGA